This is a messenger RNA of Spea bombifrons (plains spadefoot toad), 7009 nucleotides long. RefSeq names its product chromodomain helicase DNA binding protein 1 (gene CHD1). The transcript is spliced from 37 exons. Gene Ontology annotation, biological process: nucleosome organization; regulation of transcription by RNA polymerase II. The record is from RefSeq and is a predicted model, not a curated record. Gene Ontology annotation, molecular function: ATP hydrolysis activity; histone binding; chromatin binding. NCBI's taxonomy places the organism in Eukaryota, Metazoa, Chordata, Amphibia, Anura, Pelobatidae. The coding region runs from base 519 to 5900 and encodes 1793 amino acids. Gene Ontology annotation, cellular component: nucleus; chromatin.
GAGAAGCUCGGCGGCGUCAUGGCGGCUUCCUAGAGAUAAGGCUCCUCAGUAGGAAGCGGGAUAUAGACAAGCUCAAGGGAGCUGGAAAGCGGCCCCUUUAAACGGAUUUGUUAGUAUUUUUACGUACUUACCGAAUUUAUAUAGCUACGCUACCGAGAUCCGGGACACGAGCCAGGCCUUCUCCGACGCUUUUGUAAACAAAGACAAGAUAACUCUCCUUGAGCACGGUUUGGGGGGUAGACCCCAUAGCCGGAAGGAGGUCUCACUGUAGCCGGCAUCAGCCCGUGUCUUGUGUGAAGGCCUCGCGGGCAUCUGCAGCGGACCCUCAGUGCGGGGAUUGUCGCGUGCCGGCCUCGAGCCGAAGACCAGCGCGCGCAAGACAAGAGGCAACCCUGUGGAUUUCCUCAUACCUACAGUGUUUUAUUGAAGAAGUCAGUGAUUCAUGUGGGAGUAUUAACAUCUAUUCAUAAACCACCUGAAUUUGUACAUAAUUGUUUUAAAUCUGUGAAUAUUUAACAAUGAAUGGACACAGUGAUGAAGAAAGCAACAGUAGUGGAAAUUCAAGCCAUUCUGAUAAUGACUCUGGUUCUGGAUCCAGCUCGGGGAGCAGUAGCGAUGGCAGCAGCAGCCAGUCGGGGAGCAGCGACUCUGACAGCGGCUCUGAGUCUGGGAGCCAGUCUGAUUCCGAGUCCGAGAGCACAAAUGAAAAGAAAAUUGUUCAGUCCAAGCCACCGAGAAUGGAUGGUGCAGAGUUUUGGAAAUCUAAUCCCAGUAUUCUUGCCGUGCAAAGAUCUGCUAUGAUAAGGAAGCAGCAACAGCAGCAGUUGCAGAGGCCACAAGCAUCUUCAAAUAGCGCGUCAGAAGAGGACUCCUCUAGCACCGAUGAUUCAGAUGCGGAUUCUAGUGACAAGAAGAAGAAACACAAGGAUGAAGAUUGGCAGAUGUCCGGCUCAGGUUCUGCUAGUGGCUCUUCAUCGUCCAGUUCCAGUUCAGAUUCGGACACAGGGGGGGAUAGACAGAAAAGCAGCAGUAGGGACAGCGAAUCUGAUUAUGAACCGAGCCAUAAAGUUAAAAACAAGAAGGCUCAAAACAGAACCAAAGCCAAAAAUGGAAAGAAAAGUGUUAGCCAAAAGAAGAGAGAAGCAGAUUCUUCAGAUGAUGAUGAUGACUACGAUAAGAGAGGAUCUCGUCGGCAAGCCACCGUCAACGUUAGUUAUAAGGAAGAUGAGGAAAUGAAAACCGAUUCAGAUGACUUACUGGAAGUAUGUGGGGAGGAUGUUCCUCAACCUGAAGAAGAUGAGUUUGAAACAAUAGAAAGAGUAGUGGAUUCCCGGUUUGGACGCAAAGGAGUCACUGGUGGUACGACCACUAUUUAUGCUGUGGAGGCAGAUGGCGACCCAAAUGCUGGUUUUGACAAAACAAAAGAGCCCGGGGAGGUACAGUAUCUAAUCAAAUGGAAAGGCUGGUCCAGUAUCCAUAACACAUGGGAGACGGAAGAGACGUUAAAACAGCAAAAUGUAAAAGGAAUGAAGAAACUGGACAACUACAAGAAAAAGGAGCAAGAAAAAAAAAGAUGGUUGAAAGCUGCAUCACCUGAAGAUGUAGAGUACUACAAUUGUCAGCAGGAGUUGACUGAUGACCUGCAUAAACAGUAUCAGAUUGUUGAAAGAAUUAUAGCACAUUCAAAUCAGAAAUCUGCUGCUGGAUAUCCCGAUUAUUUCUGCAAAUGGCAAGGGCUGCCUUAUUCAGAAUGCAGCUGGGAGGAUGGAGCACUCAUAGCCCGGAAGUUUCAGGCAAGGAUUGACGAGUACGUCUGUCGAAAUCAGUCCAAGACCAUUCCAUUUAAGGAAUGCAAGGUUUUGAAACAGAGACCAAGAUUUGUAGCUCUGAAAAAACAGCCAUCCUAUAUCGGAGGGAGCGAUGCUCUAGAGCUGAGAGAUUAUCAGCUAAAUGGCUUAAAUUGGCUGGCGCAUUCAUGGUGCAAGGGAAACAGCUGUAUUCUAGCAGAUGAAAUGGGCUUGGGAAAAACCAUUCAGACCAUUUCUUUUCUGAAUUAUUUAUUCCACGAACACCAGCUCUAUGGACCUUUUUUAAUUGUUGUUCCACUUUCUACGCUCACAUCUUGGCAAAGAGAAAUUCAAAUCUGGGCUCCAUUAAUGAAUGCUGUGGUUUACCUUGGUGAUAUUAACAGUAGAAAUAUGAUCCGAACUCAUGAAUGGAUGCACCCGCAAACGAAGAGGCUUAAAUUCAACAUACUUCUAACGACAUAUGAGAUACUGCUUAAAGACAAGUCAUUUUUAGGAGCUGUUAAUUGGGCUUUCAUAGGAGUUGAUGAAGCCCAUCGCUUAAAGAAUGACGAUUCCUUGCUGUACAAGACCAUGAUAGACUUCAAGUCCAAUCAUCGGCUUCUUAUCACUGGAACCCCGUUGCAAAACUCACUGAAGGAACUGUGGUCUUUGCUUCAUUUCAUCAUGCCUGAAAAGUUUUCUUCUUGGGAGGAUUUUGAAGAGGAGCAUGGCAAAGGCCGAGAGUAUGGCUAUGCGAGUCUCCACAAAGAACUAGAACCAUUUCUUCUAAGAAGAGUGAAGAAGGAUGUGGAGAAAUCUUUGCCUGCUAAGGUUGAACAGAUAUUGCGGAUUGAAAUGAGUGCUUUGCAGAAACAGUACUAUAAGUGGAUUUUAACAAGGAAUUAUAAGGCUCUAAGCAAAGGCUCCAAGGGAAGUACGUCAGGCUUCCUCAACGUAAUGAUGGAGCUAAAGAAGUGUUGUAACCAUUGCUACCUCAUUAAACCUCCAGAUGAUAAUGAAUUCUACAACAGACAAGAGGCUUUACAGCACUUAAUAAAGAGUAGUGGGAAGCUAAUUCUUCUUGACAAGUUGUUAAUUCGCUUGCGAGAACGUGGUAACAGAGUUUUGAUCUUCUCACAAAUGGUGCGGAUGCUGGACAUCCUCGCAGAAUAUCUAAAGUCACGGCAGUUUCCCUUUCAAAGACUUGAUGGGUCCAUUAAAGGAGAAAUUAGAAAGCAAGCUCUGGAUCAUUUUAAUGCAGAAGGAUCGGAGGAUUUCUGUUUUCUGCUCUCGACCAGAGCUGGAGGGCUUGGAAUAAAUCUGGCAUCUGCAGAUACAGUUGUGAUAUUUGAUUCAGACUGGAACCCACAAAAUGAUUUGCAGGCCCAAGCUAGAGCUCACAGAAUUGGACAGAAGAAACAGGUGAAUAUUUAUCGCUUGGUCACCAAGGGAUCAGUAGAAGAAGAAAUUAUUGAAAGGGCAAAAAAGAAAAUGGUGCUAGAUCAUCUUGUAAUUCAGCGUAUGGACACCACGGGCAAGACGGUUUUACAUACUGGAUCAACACCAUCAAGUUCUACACCGUUUAACAAAGAAGAAUUAGCUGCUAUUUUAAAGUUUGGUGCUGAGGAACUUUUUAAAGAGCCUGAAGGAGAAGAAGAGGAGCCUCAGGAAAUGGACAUCGAUGAGAUAUUGAAAAGAGCGGAGACGCGUGAAAACGAAGGUGGUCCUUUCACUGUGGGGGAUGAGUUACUUUCCCAGUUUAAGGUUGCUAACUUUUCGACGAUGGAUGAUGAUGAUAUUGUGGAUCCUGAAAGAAAUUCAAAGUCCUGGGAUGACAUUAUUCCUGGUGAUCAGAGAAGACGAAUCGAAGAAGAAGAAAGGCAGAAGGAACUGCAAGAAAUCUAUCUGCUCCCGAGGAUGAGGAAUUGCGCGAAGCAGGCAAACUUUAAUGGAAGUGAAGGGAGACGCAGUAGGAAUAGAAGGUACUCCGGGUCUGACAGUGAUUCUAUGUCUGAUCAACAACGCCCUAAGAAACGUGGUAGACCAAGAACUAUCCCGAGAGAGAAUAUUAAAGGCUUCAGCGAUGCAGAGAUAAGAAGGUUUAUCAAGAGUUAUAAAAAGUUUGGUUGCCCACUUGAGAGGUUAGAUGCAAUUGCUCGGGAUGCUGAGCUGGUGGAUAAAUCUGAGACAGAUCUCCGGCGACUUGGAGAACUUGUGCACAACGGCUGUAUUAAAGCCUUGAAAGAUAGCUCUUCUGGCACCGAAAGAACAGGGGGACGACGUGGGAAAAUGAAAGGACCGACAUUCCGUAUCUCUGGUGUUCAAGUAAAUGCCAAGCUUGUCAGUUCUCAUGAAGAAGAGCUGGCUCCAUUGCACAAGUCGAUUCCUUUGGAUGCCGAGGAGAGAAAAAGGUAUGUUAUGCCUUGUCACACCAAAGCAGCUCACUUUGAUAUUGACUGGGGCAAAGAAGAUGACUCCAAUCUUUUAAUUGGUAUCUAUGAAUAUGGGUAUGGCAGCUGGGAAAUGAUCAAAAUGGACCCUGACCUCAAUUUAACACAAAAGAUUUUACCUGAUGAUCCAGAUAAGAAACCCCAGGCCAAGCAGUUGCAAACAAGAGCAGACUACCUCAUUAAGCUUCUUAACAAGGACCUGGCACGGAAAGAAGCACAACGGCUCUCUGGAGGGGGUAAUUCAAAACGAAGAAAAAUGAGAACAAAAAAGAGCAAAGUUUCAAAACCUGUAAAAGUUGAGGAAGAAAUAAAAAGUGAAUCGUCGCCACCUUCUUCAGAAAAAUCAGAUGAUGAAGAUGACGAGGAUGAGGAAAAGGAGGACGUCUCUGUUAAAAUUCCAAACAAAAAAAUUAAAUCGGAGAAGGAAACUGAGGAUCGAGCAGAGCCUGAAGUAAAUGUGAAAAAGGAACCUGAAGAAAAGAGAGAAUUAAAAGAAAGCAAGAAAGAUAUAAAGAAAGAAAAAAGGGAGGAGAAGAGAGACACUAGUGAAAAAGAAAGCAAAGACAAAAAGGAAGCGAAAGCUAAAGAGCCUGUUAAAGACAAAGAUGUCAAAGAAGAAAAGGCUAAUGACAUAAAACCUGAAAAGGAAAAGAAUAAGAAAAAUAUCAGCGCAGAGACCCCUGUUCACAUUACUGCUAGUAGUGAGCCUGUUCCAAUUUCAGAGGAAGCAGAAGAACUUGAUCAAAAAACUUUCAGUGUUUGUAAAGAAAGAAUGAGGCCGGUAAAGGCAGCGUUAAAACAACUGGACCGACCGGAAAAAGGAUUGUCUGAGAGAGAGCAGCUUGAGCACACUCGACAGUGCCUGAUCAAAAUUGGGGAUCACAUCACUGAGUGCUUGAAAGAGUACUCUAAUCCUGAUCAGAUAAAACAGUGGAGAAAAAAUUUAUGGAUAUUUGUGUCAAAGUUCACGGAAUUUGAUGCCAGGAAGCUGCACAAGCUAUACAAACAUGCAAUCAAAAAACGACAAGAAUCUCAGCACAACGAUCAGAAUGUUGGCAGCACUGUGAACACAGCAAUAAGGCAUCCGGAUGUAGAGAGGCUAAAGGAAAAUACCAACCAUGAUGACAGCAGUCGGGACAGUUACUCUUCUGACAGACAUGUAUCUCAGUAUCACGAUCAUCAUCACAAAGAUCGGCAUCAGAGUGAUUCUUACAAGAAGGGCGAGUCCAGGAAAAGGCCGUAUUCUAGCUUCAGCAAUGGUAAAGAUCACAGAGACUGGGAUCACCACUACAAACAGGACAGAUACCACAAUGAUGGCAAACACAGAAAACUGGAUGACCACAGAAGCAGAGAUCAUAGGUCUAAUAUGGAAGGGGGUUUAAAAGAUAGACCUGUUUCUGACCACAGAUCCCAUUCUGACCAUCGUUUACAUUCAGACCACCGUUCCGCUUCUGAAUACAGCCAUCACAAAUCUUCCAGGGAUUACCGGUACCAUUCAGACUGGCAAAUGGACCAUCGAGCCUCUAGUAGUGGACCACGAUCACCCUUAGAUCAGAGGUCUCCAUAUGACUCACGAUCUCCUUUGGGGCGCAGGUCACCUUUUGAAUGUUCAUCUGAUCAUAAAAGCACCCCUGAACAAAUAUGGAGUGGCCGUAAAACAUAACACGAGGAUUACUUUCCUGAACUUUAGCCAUAUUCACUAAACUUUCACAGUGAUUGCCUUAUGUGACAUUAAAGAAAUGGACUAGACUUGGAGUGUCGCAAACAUUGUUUCUACUUUUCAAGAAUGCAAGGUCCAUUAUCACAACAGAACAGAAGAAUAUUUUUGUACUUAAGGUAUAUGCUGCACUGCUGCAAAUGUGGCAUUUUUUUAAGAAACAAGAUGUUUACUAUUUCGGAGACCUCAGCACUGCCCAUUGAGACUGAAUUUUAAUAAAUAAAAACUUUACAUCAGAUUAUCUUGAAUUGUAAAUUCUUUAUUUUGACCUACGAUCAAGUUUGAGAAAUUAGAGGCUUUUUAUUAUCCCGGGAAACACUCUGUGACUUGGUUGACUUUCCAAAGCUGUUUGUUUACAUUGUACACUGCAACCACCUUGCCGCUUCUCAUCAUAUGCUUGAAUAUUUAAACGCUGUACCUAAACUGUAAAAUAGCCACUCUUUUUUCUUUUCUGUGAUCAACUGUAAUUUUUUUUUUUUUUACAAACUACACUGCUGUAAAUUAUUGUAAAUUAAUUAAAUGAACAUUUUUUUUCCUUUCUCAGGCUUUCUUUGACUGUUCCUUUCCCCACAACUCAGGCCUUCUCAAGUAUAGAAAUGUGUAUGUUCAUUAACUCAAAAAACAAAAACAUUUUGAUGGAAUGACUGUUCAGGAUGACAAAAAUGGGGAAAGGGAACACUAAUUCCAGUCAUAUGCUCUAUAGUGUUCCACUUUAUUAAUAUUCUUUAUUAGAAUUGUUUUAAUUUUUAAAAUAUCAGUGUUGUAUUGAAACAGUGCAAAAAAUGUAUACCUUCAAAUUUUACUCAUCCGAAAAGUAUUUGAUUAUGUUUUGAAAAGUCCGAUAACUGCACACAAGUUGGUGUCCAGAGUGGCCAAAUUCUGUAAAUCCGUUUGUUUUCCUUUUUUUAAUGAAAUGGCAAUAAUGUCAAAUGUGCUAUGCAGCCAGUAUAAUUUUUAAUGAGUUGGCUUUAUAAAUUGUUAAAUACACAUUGAUUGUAUAUAGAUUUCUUCUCUCUAUAUAAAUGUAUAUGAGAAAUUAAACUUAAGAACCAUCA